Polistes dominula (European paper wasp) is the source of this 1975-nucleotide messenger RNA. RefSeq names its product ileal sodium/bile acid cotransporter. Gene Ontology annotation, cellular component: membrane. The record is from RefSeq and is a predicted model, not a curated record. NCBI's taxonomy places the organism in Eukaryota, Metazoa, Arthropoda, Insecta, Hymenoptera, Vespidae.
CCGAUUGGAUAAUAUUGUUCUUAUCUCAUUUUUUUACAUGCUGUCUACUUUAUCUUCUUUUUAUAUUUAUUACAUAAUUAAUAGAUAAAGACGCGUGUGUACAUUUCCAAAAUGUAAAUAGAAAAUAAUCGAAUAAAAAUGCGAACAAGAUCACGUCAUCUUAUCAAUCAAUAAUAAAUCUUAUAAAGGCUUAUAAAAUAUAAUAUCAAAUGAAAUGAGAGCUAAGAAAAAUGAUUGAAAACUUUGCAAAAUUUUUAAUUAAUCUGAUAGAGACUGAUACGCAGAAUACGUGACCAAAGACGCAAAUCAUUUACUGUUAGCUUGCAUCAUCAAGAUCACUGGAAUUCAGAUAUAAUCAUGCGGUGUAAAAUAAUACGAUAUUACAGUUUAUUUUCCAAAGAAAGCAAAAAACAUUUAUCAAAUAGAACUUCUUUCUGUUCUUACAAUCUCAUUCAUUGCACAAUUAAUUAAACAGCACAUCAAUCACAUUUUAUUAAGGAUGAUCAUCCUCAUAACAUGGUUCUUUUUUUUACAUCGAAUCUUGGCAGAACAAUCUAUCGUAGAAGAAUGGUCUGUAAAUGUAAAAAACAGUUCUAUCAGUGUAACAAUGGAAGAAACAAAAACAAUUCCAUUUUAUGUUAUUGUCAAUUCAAAAAAUUUGGAUAAUUUAAGUUUUAAUUAUGUAAGCACAUCGCCAGAAAUUGCAACAGUAACUGGUGUUAUUACUUCCAAAAAUAACAAUUAUUGGAAUGGAACAAUUAAUGUAACUGGUAUCUUUUUGGGUACUGCAAAAAUUAAAUUACAGCUUGUGAGAAAUAAUAACACAGAAGAAAAAGAGGUUCUUUCUGUAACAGUAAUGCGUUACCAGGGUGCAAUAGAUAAAAUAUUUACUGCAAGUGUUGGAAUAUUAGUAUCUAUCCUUUAUAUUAAUUUUGGUUGUGCCAUGGAUUGGGAUGCAUGUAAAAAAACAUUAAGAAAACCAGUUGGUCCUGCAAUAGGAUGCUUUUGUCAAUUCUUCUUCAUGCCUUUGUUGAGUUAUGGUAUCGGAUAUUGUUUAUUUUCUGAUCAACCUGAACUACAGAUAGGCAUGUUUUUCACAGGAAUAAGUCCAAGUGGAGGAGCAUCUAAUGUUUGGACUGUAAUGUUAGAUGGAAAUUUAAAUCUUUCUGUCACUAUGACUACUUUAUGCACUAUACUUGCUUUUGGAUUUAUGCCAUUUUGGUUAUUUACUCUGGGAAAACAUAUCUUUGAUCGUGGAGAACUUCGUGUACCUUAUGAUCAUGUAGCAAUGUUUGCAGUUGGUCUAAUAUUUCCUUUAUUGAUAGGAUUUUGUAUACAAAAGAAAUUACCAAAAGUGUGCAAAUUUAUGAUCAAAAUAAUCAAACCACUUUCAGCUAUUUUUAUAAUAUUCAUCGUUAUAUUCGCCAUCUUUACUCAUCUAUAUUUAUUUCAAUUAUUUUCAUGGCGGAUCAUAGUAGCAGGUAUGGGUUUACCAUGGUUGGGAUUUAUUUUUGGUAUGUUAGUAGCAUUAAUAUUCAAACAAUCUCGACAAGAUAUUAUAGCAAUAGCAAUCGAAACAGGAAUACAAAAUACAGGCGUUGCUAUUUUUCUACUUAGAUUAUCAUUAAAAUCACCUGCCGAUGAUUUGACUACGGUACUACCUGUGUCUUCCGCUAUAAUGACCCCAAUACCAUUAACGAUUUUAUAUCUACUGAAAGUAAUAUUUAAUUGUAGACGUAAACACCAAAAAGUUAAUAACACUUCUGAAUCAUUUGAAAAUUCUGAAAUUCAUGCUGAACCACCUACUUCUGUAGUUCAAAGUAAUUAGCAUUGAAAUUAAUAAAUUAUACUAAUAGGUAUAUUUUUUCAUUUACAGAAAUGGUGCAAUAAUACUUGCUAUAAAAAGAUUAACAAAUAUUAUUAUAUAGAUCUAUAAAAUUCAUCAUCUAUUUUGUACUAUAUUGUUAUAAAAUUA